Drosophila biarmipes is the source of this 1570-nucleotide messenger RNA. RefSeq names its product prolyl 4-hydroxylase subunit alpha-2. The coding region runs from base 70 to 1443 and encodes 457 amino acids. Gene Ontology annotation, molecular function: iron ion binding; L-ascorbic acid binding; protein binding. Gene Ontology annotation, biological process: peptidyl-proline hydroxylation to 4-hydroxy-L-proline. NCBI's taxonomy places the organism in Eukaryota, Metazoa, Arthropoda, Insecta, Diptera, Drosophilidae. Gene Ontology annotation, cellular component: endoplasmic reticulum. The record is from RefSeq and is a predicted model, not a curated record. The transcript has 8 exons.
UGGUCGGUUUUUCUUAUCGGAGUGACAACCGCCUUGGAAACUAAGUACUAUGCCACAUCCACGCGGGAAAUGGCAUCCCUGGUGCAGAUAGAGGACGAACUUAUAGGAUAUAUGCGCCAGUAUGCGAAAGAACUGCAGGCUAAAAUAAACACCAUGAGGAUUUUCCAGAAAGAAUGGAAGACGAGGAGAGCUCUAGGAUCGACUGAUCCUACCACGUAUGUGGCCAAUCCCCUCAUAAGUUUUCCACUCAUGCGACGAAUGUACUCCGAAGCUCCUAAGUUGCUGGAGUUUGCUCGUCAGGAGGUUACAGAUCCUCUUCAAAAGUUUGUAAACCGAGAUUUAACAGGUAUUACAGCACUGGAUCUGAAAAUGGCUGCAACCGGAUUGUUGCGCUUUCAGGGCGUUUACGGCCUGAAUGAAAGCGAAAUGGCCAAUGGAAAAUUGUCAGACAAACAGUACAACUCCAGGUUAAGUGCUGCAGAUUGCCUUGCUCUGGGCACUCAUCUAGAGGAUCAGCAAAAAGGCAAACAGGCCAUCAAGUGGCUGAGAAUUUCCCUGGAUCAGUAUGAAGAUCGAUUGGAUCCUGUACAUAGGUUACUCCAAACGGGUCGCUCUCAGAUCUAUGAGAAACUAGGGCUAACAUUGCUUUCCAUGCAUGACUUGCCAGCCAGUCAAGAUGCCUUCAAGAAGUCAAUAGAGUGGGCAUCCAAGGAUGACAGUACCAGCCUGGCCAAACAUUUGAACGAUAAUUUGCAUCACAUGUUUGUCCAUAUGGACAAUUGUCGGGGAAAAAACCUUAUACCAAGAACUUCUACCCUCCGUUGUCGAUACUUUACAGAAGGUUCACCAUUUCUCCACCUGGCUCCUUUCAAGUUAGAGCAACUCAACUUUGAACCUUUUGUUGGCCUCUUCCAUGAUGUUAUAGCUCUGAAAGAGCAGCAAGAUCUAAUAAACCUAUCAAAAUCCAGAUUAGAGCAUAGGCAGGCAGAUAGCUCUAGCGUUGAGGCUGAAGUGCCGAUGAAUGCGUCUGCUCAUGUAGCGCGAAUUCACCAAAGGAUUGAGGAUAUGACAGGACUCGAUUUGGCAGCAAGCAAGCCACUAUUAGUCUCCAACUUUGGCAUUGGAGGUCAGGAUUUUAUCCACUGGGACUGCAAGCAGCCGAAUGAAUUCGUUGAACCCUUUAUACCAGGAUAUCGCACAGCCACCGUGCAGUUUUAUCUAGGUGACGUUCAGAUGGGUGGCCGCGCCUCUUUUCCGGACCUGGGCUUUGGCUUGAAACCCAGUCGUGGAUCGGCCUUGGUUUGGCACAACACUGACAACGCCGGGAACUGUGACAUUCGAAGUUUGCAGGCCACUUGUCCCGUGCUCCUUGGAACGCAGUGGGUGGCCAGAAAAUGGAUCAGUGGGUCAGGCCAGUGGCGUAGGAAACCCUGUCGGAAGUAAAGAAAAAGCACUGUUCCAUUCGUUUUUUUUUGUCCACUUUUGCGAUAAUUUAUUCAAUAAUUUUGUCGUUAUUUAUAUUAUGAUAAUAAAUUUUAUGCACUAUUUUAUAGUAUUCAUAUUUAAUUUA